AUGGCUCCUGAAUUGGAACUUGAGAAUGAAUUUCGACUGACCACCGUCUCUCCCAAGGUACAAACCAUAUUAGUGAAGGAAGAAGACAUGGCCAAGCAAACUAUCUCCAAUCCAGAUUUCAUUUCAGAGUCAUACCUAACUGUCUUCACUAAUACCUCUGACUCAGACUCCGGCCAAGACAUUAGUCUGUCACCCCUGGUACUUGGGGAAGGCAGAAAGGACUGCAAACUGGGAUAUCUGAAGCAGAACAAAACCUGCAAAUCCAUCUGUGACUUGGCCCCAAAUUACUGUUACAAUGGUGGACAAUGCUUUGUCAUGGAAGAUAUUGGAGCAAUUUGCAGGUGCAAUGCUCAGGAUUACAUCUGGCACAAAGGGAUUCGGUGUGAAUUUAUCAUCACAGAGUUCCAGGUGAUGUGCAUAGCGAUAGGUUCCUCAGCAGCAGUGAUCCUUCUCCUCUUCAUGUUGACCGUUUUCUUUGCAAAGAAGGUUUACUCUUUAAAAACGGAAAAUAAAAAGCUUCGGAAUCGGAGCAAAUACAGGCCCCAGCUGGAACAACACAAUGACAAUUUUUCUCUCUCCACCAUUGCUGAAGGAUCCCAGGCAAACGACGACGUGAACGGACAAAAUAAAAUCCACGAGUCAUUAAAAACUUGCCCAAAAGACGACGACUCGUUCAACGUGCAAAACAACUGGACGCCGAAGCAGAAAGAGAGUGCGAACGCCGAGGUAAACUCGGCGCAGAACAACGUGAUGUAG
Molecule: messenger RNA, 756 nt
Organism: Hypanus sabinus (Atlantic stingray)
Lineage: Eukaryota; Metazoa; Chordata; Chondrichthyes; Myliobatiformes; Dasyatidae
Product: chondroitin sulfate proteoglycan 5-like
Exons: 4
Coding region: 1-756 (251 amino acids)
Biological process (GO): nervous system development
Source: RefSeq, a predicted model, not a curated record